Molecule: messenger RNA, 459 nt
Organism: Cannabis sativa
Lineage: Eukaryota; Viridiplantae; Streptophyta; Magnoliopsida; Rosales; Cannabaceae
Exons: 2
Coding region: 1-459 (152 amino acids)
Source: RefSeq, a predicted model, not a curated record
AUGUCGCCAUCUCCUCCACCACCCCCUGCGCAAAGCCCGCCGCCAUCUCCUCCACAACUUCCUGUGCAAAGCCCGCCGCAAUCUCCUCCACCACCUCCUGCGCAAAGCCCGUCACCAUCUCCUCCACCACCCCCUGCACAAAGCUCGUCGACGUCGUCUCCUCCACCCUCGGCACAAAGCUCGUCGACAUCGUCUCCUCCAUUGAUGCCUGCGACAGAGAGAAAGACAUUGAGUUGUGCGGCUGUGGCCACAGAGGUAGAGAAUCCAUCACAGAUGGUUUCCCUAGAAGAUGAUGAGGAUGAUGUUGACGGGCCGAUAUUUCCUUUGAAAAGGCCACCAGAGAAUGUUGAUAGGGUCAAGAAGAGAGCUAAGGUGGAGGCAGUGAAUGACCUGGCCACUUUGCAGAGAGUAGAGAGGGAGAGAGCAGAGAAUGAGAAAGUCGAAAUGGAGAAGGCAUAA